UACCCCGUUGUCAACUCUUAUGACCUGCAAUGACAAAUAAUGUGAUAGAGCAAAUAUUGACAAUAAAAUCAUCACAGCUGGAGAAGAUUGUAAUCAGGAUGAAAAUAUCUGCUGUGGAGCUGUCGUCCAAGCCAUGAGAUGGUUCAUCUCUUCAAGAUGUAUUCCUUUCAGGUAUAGCUGUGUUGCUGUUGCCGCUAGUGUUCACCAGACUUUGUUUUCCUCAGUACUAACCCUCAUUACAUAUAUAUUUGCACUGUCAGUCUGUUGGUAUUGUCGCUGUUGUUUCCUGCCAUCAGGUCUGUGUUGUCUGCCCAUGUCACAUAUUGACCUCCGAGGUGCAGUGAUCGUGAAAGGUCCCUCGCAUGACGUUCGCCAUGAAGAUGAAGCUCAGCUAUAGGCGAUAGGCGGUUCCUCUGAUGGGACGCCCACCCUUGUGUGAAAAAAGUUUUCAUUUUGCUAUUCAGUAGUACUUUGUCAGACUUGGUCAAACCUUCGACGACAUUUACCCAGCUUACGAAGACCUUCAAUACAAGUUGUUACAGUAAACACAAUGUUGUAGAUUGUUAGUACCAGAACACAGUGUUGUUUUGUUUUCAUUAUCACCUCCCUUCUUUCCCUCUAUGUAUGUCUAUCUGCCUAUCUGUUUCAGUGACCUUCCCUCUCUCAUUUCAUCAAGCAGAGUAAGAUCGUAACAGUAAAUAAUGCACAAGAAAAUAAAUAUACAAUAAAACCGGCAAUGUAGCUUUUACCGACUACUCAAUGGCAGUAACUGUCAGCGUGUAAUAAAUUCCGGUUUAAAUUUCUCAACUGUGUAGCGUAAAAUAACGAAACACCCGUAAGUCCUUUCCUACAAUACAAUAUUCUUAGCGAAUGUAUGUGACAGAUUUUAAAAACUAAUAUGUUUUAAAGAUAUUUGAUGUAGUUGACAGAGUUCAUUUUCUGUGUUUACUGUGUACGUGUUGCCACUAGGGCUGUAAGAACAUCAUAAAUAAGCCUAGAAUGACGUAAUAUUACAUCACAGUGCAUAAUAUCGUCAUGCACACGUCAUCAAACUCUUAUUGCAUCAUUUUCUGAUGUAAUGUAGAACUACUGCCAGGCGGCUGCUGAAGUAAGCUGACGUCACAGUGUUCUAUAUAUAGCCCAGUCACAAAAGUUGAGCAUUGAAAAUAUUUCAGACUUCGUGGGAGACAGUUUAAACUACUGUUACAUAAACUGUUAUUAUUUUAUCUAUUCAGUUACAAUACAGAAAAGAUUGCUUCGAAAGUGCGCUAACACCGUGGAAAAAUAUUUGCUGCAUUUGUGGGGAAGGGACAUUUGCCGACCAGAAGAAACUAUCAAUUCUCAAGUGAAGUACACAUAUCAUCUCUACUUCGGAUGCAAGAUUGGCGACCAAGACAAGCCUUGGGUCCUGCAUAUAUCUUGUGCUACAUGUGACACACAGCUGUCACAGUAACUCAGCGGCAAAAGACCAUCAAUGCCUUUACAGUCUCAAUGGUGUGGAGAGAGCCCAGCAGCCACCCAAAUGACUGUUACUUUUCUUUGGUUCCUCCUCUUUCCGGCGGGAUAACGAAGGAAACGAAGUCGAGAAUAGUCUACCCCAACAUUCCGCUUGUAUUGAGAUCAGUGUCACAUGGUGAGGGACUUCCUAUUGCAGAACCUCCAGCAGAGUAUUCUCUUGAUUCAGCUGAUGACGACGGUGACCUCACCUAUUCUUCUCCUGGUCAGUCAGCAUGCAAUGAACCAGAUUUUUACUGUGGUGCAUCAUCAACCCACACACAGGAAGAGCUAAACGACCUGGUUCGUGAUUUGGACAUCCAAGGAUUGAUGGGUUCAAGACUCCAACAAUGGAAUCUUCUAGAAGAAGAUGUCACAAUGACUUCAUAUCAAAAGCACCACCAGCAGUUGGAGCCUUUCUUCAGAAAGGAAGAGCAAGUCAGCAAGUUCUGUCAAGCGAAACCGGAAUUUUGUUUUUAUCAUUGAGGCCUGGGAUCAGUAAUAGAAUCUAAAUGUUUUUCUUCACCGUCGUUAUCAAGACAUGCAUCAAACUUCGCCAAUUGAAACUGGAAAUGUGUGUAGGGCUGAUAGUGUAAGUGGUCAAAGGACUAGAGCUGUUUAGUUUCUGUCCAAUCCUCAUUUUCUGAUCCAAGUAUAUCUACAGUGUGUUCCUGUGUUUCUCCGUCAUUCGAUACGUCGCUGAUGGUAUAAACAUUUCUCCCUUUCUCUUCCGACACUCUGCACGUUAGAGGGCUAUUGUCUUGAUUAUCUCCUCUAAUCAACCAACAUGACUAAGACCAGCUUGGUGCUGACGGGACUUCUACUCUUCAUCGUACAAACAGUUUCAGAAGAGAACUGCACAGAAAUUGUAGAUACUUGCAAGGCUCUUCUAGGGUCGAUCCUCAAUGCAGUAGUCGCCAAUGAGCCAUGGAUUUAUGGAGAUCAUUGCCAAUCUAUAAGACACUGGGACAAUGAUUGCAACAUCUUGUACCGUAACUUUUGGGCUUGUCUGAAAAGCAAAAUGUCUAUAUGUAGCAAUACGAAAGUCUUCAGAGAACUAGAACUUUUUCGAACUGAUUACGAGAAUAGAUGCUCACGAGGUAUGUGCCAAAUGAAGAUCAGAAAAUGCUCCUGUUUGAUUAAUCCCUUAAACGAAAGAAAUGAGUCAAAUGCUAUGCUGGCGAUGAGACAUGCCUGCAAAGAAGUGAAACUUGUACAAGACUGCCUGAAGAAGAUUGAGGACUGUAAUCAUUCUACAGACAUGAUGCGGGCCAUUACACGUUAUAAAGUUAUAAAAGAACUUUGCAAAACAGAGUGUCCUGCCUCGUUUAUAUGUUUUUCUGAUGUGCUAAAUGCCCGUGAUUCUAAUCCCUAUGCUGUUGACGGAUACGUCUGCAGGUAUUAUAGAACACUCUUCCAGUGUUUGUCAGCCAACACCAAAGCCUGCAGUACCAACCACUCUGAGAACUGGCUGAGGAUUGAAAGAAGCUUUCAGGCAGUUUGUUCAGCUUUUAUACUGUGGCCAAAGUCUUCCAACUGUUCAUCCUUCAAGACCUGUGUAGGGAAAAAAGACUUCACAGCGGGGGUCCUUUUCCAAGACGACGUUACAAGAGAGGAAACGUUUGACAAUGAGAAAUAUGUAAACAUUGUUGUCAACAUCAACAAUCCAGGCUGGUGGUGCACACUACUGAUACAUGUACAAACAUGCCUGAAGGCUGACGACUGUCACCUAAAUGCAUCAGACGGACAACAAGCAUCGGCCUUCAAUGUCACACUUGAACUAUGUGAAGGAACUGAUAACAGACACAGCUGUUCAGGGUUUCUUCAUGCCUGCAAUCCAUCUCUCAAGUCAGAUGCACAGUUUGGUGUCAGAACCCGCCAGUCAAUCCAGUUAGUCCAGUGCCACGUCAUCCAAUCUGUGGAAACUACCUGCACUUCCUUUGAGGAAAUGGAAACUUGUGCUAAUAAUAUUUUGCUGACAUAUGUGUGUGACGACGACCCUGAGUUCAUCAGUGAGUUAAGAAACCUUCAAGAGUCUUACACUGACCCUUGUUCCAAAGACAACCUGUGUGCAGUGGAGUUCGUGAAGUGCGCGUGUACUGCCGACCUCCUGGACGCCGACAACAUGUGCAAGACUAUGGACAGUUACAAGAACUGUGCAGGGAAGAUCAAAGGCUGUGAUAAGGCUACAACAGUGUGGCAGUCGCUCUCCGUUACAUUUAAAAUGGCAGCAGGAGCUUGUACAACAGAGUGUCCCAGUGCUUUUACUUGCUGGAUGGAUGCUCAGGAUCAGGUAGACUACCUGUUUGCCAGACUGUAUUCUGCUGUGGAGACAAUGACAAACGACACUUGCAGGAGUCUUGUGCCGCGGUUCCAGUGUCUCUCUCAAAGCACCAGUUCAUGUAGGGACAGCCUCAGUCACAAAUGGCAGCAAGUUGUAAAAAGCUACGAGGCGGUUUGUAAAGUUUUUGAGCAAAACACAACAAAGACUUGGUCCUGUCCAAGUGUCAGGACGUGUGUUGACAAAGCACAGCUGGUGCCGGGGGUCAGUCUUGGUGACUUGGAGACACUGGUCUCUGUCUCGCUUUCCGCUGAUGACGUCGGAGCGGCCAUACUUACUCCCAGUACAUGGUGCAGGGUUCUAAUCCAUGCCACCGAGUGUUUGGCACAAGAGGCCGAAGUCUGUUUAUUAACAACAAUACAGGAAAACCUUGCCGCUGCCAAUGCCACAGUGAGAAACUUAUGCAAAGAAAAGUUGGCAGCCAUGUCGUCACUGUCGCCCAUUACUUAACGGAAAACGAAGAAAAUCUUAAAUGUCUCGUUCAUUUGAAUUCGCUGUGAGGUGUGUGGGGGAGGACAUAAUCACCAGCCGACAAGGAUCCCCUCAAUGUCAAGCAGGUUUGGUAUGGUGAAGUCUUACAUUUAUAUGUUAUCCUUGUUGCUAAACAUUUAUGUAUAUUUUUAACAUUUCCAGAAACACAAGUAUUCAUUUCCGAUCAUUUAUAUAUUAAACUGCUUGAAAACUUCUAGGAAUCCAAUUUGUGAGUUUCGAACGGAUUGAAUUAGUAAAUAAACAAUAAGCAACAGUAAGCAGAUGGUUGUAUGACUCCAGUGUUACUGGAACAAAGUUUUAAAAAAAUAUAAUUAAAGUAUAGAAAUAUAAUUAACAACUUUCUUCUCU
Molecule: messenger RNA, 4675 nt
Organism: Pomacea canaliculata
Lineage: Eukaryota; Metazoa; Mollusca; Gastropoda; Architaenioglossa; Ampullariidae
Exons: 20
Coding region: 2282-4285 (667 amino acids)
Source: RefSeq, a predicted model, not a curated record